ACAGGCCAGAAUUGAUCAAAUUUUAGUUAACUGUCAGUUGAGAAAUGACGCGGCGUUUUUUAACCUAUAGCCGAGAUCUGAAAUCGGCAACAAUUACUGAUAACCGCUGAAAUUUUAACUGGUAGCUAAGAAAGCACCGAAAAUUCAACUAAUAACUAAGAUUCCAUCACCCUCAUGCAGAUCGUCUAAACCUGGCCGGUCACCAUUAGGUUUAAGUCAUAGAAAGUAUCCGGGUUGACCAUCUCAAUUUUCUUUCAGCUUUCUUUAAGUUGUUUUUGGUUGCUGCAUUCUAACAGAAGAAAACCGAGCUAUGCUUGAAGAAUUAGUUCAAUAGAUGUACUCUCUGUUGACAAACGUCGAUGUGAAAAUGUAUAUUUUAUCAUGCAUGGUGAUUGUGCUCCACUUAGCAGAUGGAGUAAAACCAGCCUCUUCAGCCAAGCUCACUGGAUUGUUUUCACGAAAUGGUGAUGAGAAUUUUAUCAAGAAUCAGUCGGGAAAAGAAAGAAUGACAGUGCCGCGUGUCUUUCAAAAGUCUUCCUCAGAUUCGAACUCAUUGAGUUUUGCAUUCACUCUUCCCGUGCAACGUAAAACACUGCCAUUUGACUCCAACGCUUCAAAAAAACAACUGCAUCCACCAUUGGCAACUUUUCAGGAGUUGAAAAAGGUAAAGAAAAUCAGAAAAGCAAAUGCUUUCACCAAUAUCCUAAAUGGACAACUUCGUGGAAAAGAAAUGGGAGUGAACACAACACAGAACAACUAUAAUGUCAAAACCUUGAAUUUGGUUGGAGUUCCUCUUAAUCGGAGCAAAACGAUCAACAUUGGCGUACGCGUUUCGAGAUUUGGAACAUCUACAGUUAACUCAAGCGCAGGACCAAGGCUUGAAUGGAAAGCAAAACCUCGACCGAACAGCAAAUACAUGAACAAGGUGAUGUCUCCUGUGGAACAAUUUCAAACUCAAUCGGCUUUAAUAGCUAACACGCUCUUGGAUGAAGAGAUUAUUGUGAUGGGAGAGCCUUUGAUAUUCACAAAAGAAAAUAAGAAGGGAUCCUAUGCCGUAACGCCCACUGUACAGAAAGGGAAUGUAAGUUCUGAUAUUACAGGUCAAAACACCUCUCAAGUGAAUAUGCAUCACAAUAGUAGUGGAGUGCUUUUUUAUAACCCUGCCCCUCCUAUUCAACUCCAAGCCCAAGGGGUGCGAGUAAAAGGUGCUCAUUUGACAAACCAGUCAGCAGAUCAUGUAGACUUCCAUAACAACACUACUAUUUCAAACGUUUCGGAAGCGCAGUUAACACAAGGUCCAAAAAACAACCUCUCUAAAACACAUGAUAAUCUUUCUGGGGGUGUUCAUAAUAAUGAAAGUAACCAGCAACCAAAUCAAUUGCCAACACAGCCUAGCAAUGCAAGCCAGGCUGGAAAUAAGGAAGAAGAAGAAGAUGGAUAUGAGAUGGAAAGGAUAACAGGCCAUGGUCUUCACAAUAAUGAAAGCGUUUAUCCUUCUACUUUCGACGACGAAUCGCUGAAACAGGAGACGUUCGGGCACCAGUCUAGAAUAUCAGAGCAGAAUCAGACAGAACUAGUUUACGAGAAUGACCAUGAGUCUAUAGGAGGUCAAGGUUUUGGAGAUUCAAUAAAUUUGACUAACUACCAAGAUAACGUCAUAAUGAACGAACCUUAUGACAAUCAGGAAAACAAGGCUGUAAAUACAGAUCAAUUAGCUGAAGACCAAGAAAAUUCCACAGCCUUGCAAGAAGAAAGCGAUGGCCCUGAGGAAAAAGAAAUGGAUAACACCCAAAGAAUCAGCGACAAUACUAGCAACCUCGAGCAAAAUCAAGAAAGUAAAGACGACGAACCGUUUUCAGCAGGCAAUCCAAUCACUCCAUUAUCAAAUCGGCGAUAUGUGCCAGUUGACGAGUUUGGAUCACCCUUGUAUGGCGCCGAGACCGAUGACUAUUUUCAACGGGAAGCUCUUGUGGCACACAACAAAUAUCGUGCUAUUCACAGGGCUCCUCCCCUGGAACUUAGCGAACGGCUCUCCAGAGAAGCGGAAAAGUUUGCCAAAAACCUAGCUAAGAUGGGCGUAGCACGUCACGAAGUCUGGGAAAACCUUAGGAGGGAGGGAGAAGGCGAUAAUGUAGCUAGAGGAUGCAGUGAAUGGGGAGGGCUAACCGCCACUGGAGCCGUACACAGAUGGUAUACGCAAGUUUGUUACAUGGACUGGAGCAAGCGGACCAUUCAACCAAACACAAAGAACUUCAUGCAGUUGAUAUGGAAAGGAACCAGUCAUAUGGGCAUCGGGAGAGCUUUCGGAAUGCGUCAAGGUCUGCCCUGUACCUUUAUAGUGGCACGUUACACCCCAGGAGUAAUAAACUCAUAUGGCCUGGAAAGCAACAUCGACAGAGGAUUAUUUGUACCUUCUUAUUGCAAUGCCGAGAGAGAUGAAGGUUUAAUGUCAACAGGAUUUCCCAGCAGCUUCUUCCUGGAAAGUACUAACAGACAAAACGACGAAUCUUCGGCUCCAACCGAUGAUCAACAAACAACAAGCAGUUCUACAAAUGGAGUAAAUUACUUCCCUCUGAGUUCUUGGGAGAAAAAUAUCGAUGCACAAGAUGUACAUGACCUUGUAAAUGAGCAAACUGUCUCGGAAGCAGCUAACAGCUUCUUGCCUCGCGUUAAUCUGGCAGAGAGCAAGUCUGAUGAAGGAAAAAAUGAUCAAGAAGUUCCAAUGGUAGUAGAUGACAAUGCCUGGAAGAGAGGUUAUGAGCCAUCCAAAGAAAAAGGCGAAGCUCGGUCAGGCAAGAAAACCAGCUGAAAAUCAGUGGAAGGAUAUAGUUUUGCACUUGAGUCAGUCAUUAAGAUGUGCAAAAA
Orbicella faveolata is the source of this 2865-nucleotide messenger RNA. RefSeq lists its product as uncharacterized. The record is from RefSeq and is a predicted model, not a curated record. Lineage: Eukaryota; Metazoa; Cnidaria; Anthozoa; Scleractinia; Merulinidae.